This is a messenger RNA of Heterobilharzia americana, 1278 nucleotides long. Lineage: Eukaryota; Metazoa; Platyhelminthes; Trematoda; Strigeidida; Schistosomatidae. The record is from the annotation of a GenBank genome assembly.
AUGAUCAGAAAGUACUUGGAUCAAAAUGCACCAUCCACUCAACAGUUUCAUGAGCUCUUACAAUCUUAUCAAUCAGAUUUUGGUGCUAUUUUGCUCAGAGACUGCAAAAAGAUACUACAGAAAUAUGAAAUGGCUAAAAUUUCCACCGGAGAGCUCAAAGUCGACACAAGUUAUUUGUUACAAUAUGCAUGGGAAAAAUUGCAUACUGGUCACUGGAAGGAUGUGAAUGUCUGCUGGCGUAUUCUGUAUGCUGCAAUCAAGGUAUUAUUUGUCUUGUAUAGCCUGCGCAAAAGCAUUGAUGAAAGUCAGUCUGAAUAUUAUUAUUGUUAUACCCAAUUCACAGAGAUGAUUUGUGAAUUAGACUACAGCUUAAUUAUGGGUUAUCCUGUUUUUGAUAGUUUUGCUUCAAAAUUAGCCUCUGAAUUACAUAAAUGCAUCAAAUUUGGAUCUAAAACUCCCAUUCAAAGUAAAGGGAAACAGUCGUAUAUCUCCUUUCAAUUAGAUGAUGAUGUGGAACCACUGACUCCGUCUGUCACACAUCUUUGCGAACUAGAUCGUGUCAAUUGUCCAAGCUUAGAAGAGUUCAGUAAUCUAAUGAAUACUGGACAACCAUUUAUCAUAACAAACGCGAUAAAUUUCUGGCCGGCUUAUCAUCAGUUGAAUACUGAACACAAUUGGACAUUAAACUACUGGAAGGAAAAUUUUGGUCAUCGACUAGUGCCUGUUGAGAUAGGCUCAAAAUAUACUGAAGAGAAUUGGGGACAGAAAUUAAUGACAAUCAAUAAUUUCAUUGAUAAAUACUUCGCAUUGAAUAAUGUAGAAGUAAAAGACAUGAUCAAAGGCUAUUUAGCACAUGUGUUCUGUGAAAACGACGAUAAUGUUAACGCUGAUAAUGCUGAAAUUCAUGUUGAUACUAAUAUUUGGUUUGGUCCAAAAGGUACAGUUUCCCCAUUGCAUCAUGACAGUGAUCGAGCUAAUCUGUUGACACAAGUUAAAGGCUUUAAAUAUGUCAUUUUAUAUCCAGCUUCACAGUCAGCCUAUUUAUAUGCACAUACGGAGAAUAUGCUUAGUAAUACAUCGAGAGUGGAUGUUGAGAAACCUGAUUUCAAUAAAUAUCCUGAAUUUGUAAAUGCACAUGGUUUUUAUGGCAUUCUUUCUCCUGGUGAAAUGUUGUACAUUCCACCACGUUGUUGGCAUCAUGUUCGUUCGUUAUCGGCUAGUUUUUCUGUGAAUUUUUGGUGGGAUGUCGUACCCUCAUUGAUACCACCAUGGCAGUGA